GGUAAGCCCCCGUCUUUUGUGGCGGCCAUUUUAUACAGCGAAAAACUGCUCGAUGAGAGAGCACUGCUGAGAUAUAUCUUUUGUGGUAACCCUUGCCAUUAAACCUACAUUUAUAGUUUUCGUACAGAUACUAUCGGUAAGGAGCCCGCAUUCGCAUUGCCCACAAAGUACCUUCCAGAUUUACAAGCAAAUUUUCGAGGAAGAGUUUAUUUACAGGAAUGGGUCGUGAAACAAGAGUACUGUCUUCAUUUUUGUUUCUACAUUGCUAAGGCGUGGCUAAUGGACGGUCAGAUUUGUUUGAAAGCUCUCUGCCCAUGUUAUAGUAUGGAAUAGCGAAGCUACAGUAACACAAGUGGUGUGAUUGUCAAGAAUGACAGCAUUCUCGUGUCUUUGAGCUGCAUUUUUAAGGAUUGACUUGGCUGUCCUCUUCUACUGUUAAGGACAAACACCUCUGUUGCAGGUGUGUGUUGUUGAUUCAGCUCAGCAUGGCUGUUGUCAUCCGUUUGCAAGGUCUGCCAAUUGUGGCAGGGACUAUGGACAUUCGCCACUUCUUCUCUGGAUUGACAAUUCCUGAUGGGGGCGUACAUAUUGUAGGGGGUGAACAUGGUGAGGCUUUCAUCGUUUUUGCCACCGAUGAAGAUGCAAGGCUUGGUAUGAUGCGUACAGGUGGUACCAUAAAAGGGUCCAAAGUUACACUUCUGCUGAGUAGCAAAACUGAAAUGCAAAACAUGAUAGAGCUCAGCCGCAGACGCUUUGAAACUGCUAAUUUAGACAUGUCACCAGCAAAUUCUGGCAGAGCUGGGGCUGCUCCUAAUUCUGGAUUAAGUGGAAGAGGUACUUUGCCAACUACAUUACCAUCGACUUUGUCUAGUGCAAUGCCCACUGCCCUUCCCAGUUCUCUUUCUAGCUCUAUGCCUAGCUCCAUACCCAGUUCUUUGCCUAGCGCACUGCCUAGUGCUGUGCCAAGUGCUUUAUCUAGCUCUGUACCCAGUGCAGUACCCAAUGCCAUGCCCAGUGCUAUACCCAGUGCGAUGCCUAGUACUGCAUCUAGUGCACUGCCGAGUGGUAUGCCUAGUGCAUUGCCAAGUUGUAUGCCUAGUGUGCUGCCAAGCGGUAUGCCAGGGACCCUUCCUAGUGGAAUGCCAGGGACCCUUCCCAGUGGAAUGCCAGGGGCCCUUCCCAGUGGUAUGCCUGGUUCUUUAUCUAGUAUGCCUGGCUCUUUACCUAGCGGUAUGCCUGGAUCUUUGCCUAGUAGUGUGCCUGGUGCUCUAACCACUGGUGUACCUGGCUCACUGCCUAGUGGCUUGUCUGGCUCACUGCCUAGUGGCUUGCCUGGUACAAUGCCCAGUAGUAUGCCAGGUGCACUGCCCAGUGGCGUUUCUAGUGGUACACCCAGUGGAAUGUCUGGCAUGCCCAGUGGAAUGCCCAGUGGAAUGUCUGGUGGCAUGCCAAGUUGCAUGUCUGGUGGCAUGCCAAGUGGUAUGCCAAGUGGUAUGUCUGGUGGCAUGCCAAGUGGUAUGUCUGGUGGCAUGCCAAGUGGUAUGUCUGGUGGCAUGCCAAGUGGUAUGUCUGGUGGCAUGCCAAGUGGUAUGUCUGGUGGCAUGCCAAGUGGUAUGUCUGGUGGCAUGCCAAGUGGUAUGUCUGGUGGCAUGCCAAGUGGUAUGUCUGGUGGCAUGCCAAGUGGUAUGUCUGGUGGCAUGCCAAGUGGUAUGUCUGGUGGCAUGCCCAGCGGCAUGACUGCCGGCAUGCCCAGUGGGUUGUCUAGCAGCAUGCCCAGUGGUAUGUUGCCUAGUGGAAUGCCCAGCACCCUGAGCAGUGGUAUGUCUACUUCAGUGCCUGCUUCAAUGCCCACUACAAUGCCUAGUUUUAGCAGUUCUGCCCCUAGUGUCACAUCUACACCUUCCACUGCCCAUGAAAGCAACAAAAACCUACCUUCAUUUUCUACAUCUACUAUGGGAAGUGUUCCUCCCAGUGUUGGCACUACAUUUGUCACUCCAAGCUUUAGCACUACCAUUCAGAGCAGUGCAGUUGCACAGAUGAAUUCCUUACCUCCGCCACCAGUUCCUCCACUGCCAUCAAUGUCAUCUUUGCCACCAUUGCCUUCUCUUCCUCCAAUUUCAGUUCCUCCUCCUGUGCCUACUAUGCCUCCAGUCCCGCCAGUGCCACCACUGACGUCAUUGCCACCAAUGGCAGGGAUGCCUCCUAUGAAUACCCCACCUGUUGGACCAGUACCAGGUGGAAUGAGUAGUUCACGGCCUGUUAUGAACUUAAACAACAGUAUGAAUCCUUUGUUUAUGGGUCCUAUGAAUCCUGCAAACCCUGUAAAUCCACUGAGUUCUCAGAGUACAUUAAAACCACAUCCUAUAAACCCAGAUGAUUUGUAUAUUCGACUCCAUGGAGUACCUUUUUCUGCUACAGAAGCAGAUGUGAGAGACUACUAUAGUGGGCUUCAGGUAGAAUCUGUGUAUAUGUUGAGGGAUCACCUUGGGCGAAGUAGUGGAAUUGUGUUUGUGAAAUUCUUCUCACCACAAGAUACUUUUGAAGCUUUGACACGUCCUAGACAGCCAAUGGGUGGACGUUUUAUUGAUGUAAGUCCUGCUACAGAAGGACAGUGGAUAGCUUCUGGGGCACCUUUGAGUUUCAAGCAAAGCAUUGGUUACUCUGCACAAAGUCGUUUGCAUUCGCAGUCAAGAUCAGGGUCUCCUGGUGGUCGUAGAAGGUCUAGGUCACGCUCUCCUCAUGAACAGGACUUUUGUGUUUAUUUAAGAGGUCUUCCUUAUGAAACUGGAAAAGACCAAGUUAGGGAGUUUUUUAAAAAACUUGAUAUAGUAGAAGACACCAUCUACAUAGUGCAAGGACCAGAUGGAAGAGCAUCCGGUGAAGGCUUUGUAGAGUUUAAGACUGAGAUUGACUACAAAGCGGCUCUUUGUCGAAACAGGCAGCACCUGGGUAAUCGUUUUGUUCAGGUUCACCCAAUAAGUAAAAGAGGUAUGUUAGAAAAGAUUGGGGCUAUCCGCAGUAGAUUACACAGUCAGGGGUACAGUGAUCAGAAUCCUAAUGUAAAAUUUGAGGGAGAAAAGGCCCAGCCCAGGAUAUGUGCGCAUAUAUCAAAUCUUCCAUACAAUGUCACAAGUAAGCAAAUUCUUCAGUUUUUAGAGGGGAUAGGAGUAGAAGAAAACAGUUUGCGUGUUCUAGUUGAUAAUAAUGGUCAUGGAUUAGGACAGGCAGUUGUAAAGUUCAAAUCUGAAGAAGAAGCCCUUAAAGCAGAACAGCUUCAUCGUAAAAAAUUAAAUGGCAGAGAUGCUUUUUUGAACCUCUGUACAGUAGAAGAUAUGAAAGCAUUAGAAAGAAAUCCUCCACUCCAUAUUGGAAGAAGGGGUGUAAAAUAUCCACUACUUGUGAGUUCCAGUUCAUCCUCAGGGCAGAAUUAUAGUAGAGAGGAUGAGUAUUCUCAGACUAGUAACACUUCUAGUGAAAAUCAAAAUAGUCAUCCAUUUACAUCUGCAAAAGCCUUUAGUAGUUCUAGUAAUAUGUUUGGCCCACCACUACCACCUCCAGGAUUAGGCACUAGUUUUAGUGAGGGCCAUUCUGGAGCAGCACCUAAUGGAAGUAGUGGUUUACCUGGUCCUGCAGGAGAACCUCCAAGUUAUGGAAGCAGUUCAAGUAGUUUAAGUGGGCCUUCAAGUUAUGGAGCUGCUCCAGGGAAUUUAUCUGCCCCUCCUAGUUUUGGAAAUGGCCCUGGAAAACUUAGUGCUCCUCCUGGCUUUGGAAGUGCCCCUCCAAGUUUUGGAAGUGGUCCCCCUGCUCCUGGAAGUGGCCCUAGUCAGUUGAGUGCACCCCCUGGUUUUGGACCUGCUCCUAGUACCUUAACUGGGCCCCCUGGCUUUACAGCUGGUCCUGGUAAAACAGCACCAGCUGUUGUAAAAGUACAGAAUAUGCCAUUCACUGUAACUGUUGAUGAGAUUAUGGAUUUUUUCUAUGGUUAUCAGUUGAUCCCAGGUUCAGUUUGUUUGAAAUUUAGUGAGAAGGGCUUGCCCACAGGUGAGGCAAUGGUUGCUUUUGAAUCCAGAGAUGAAGCUACAGCAGCAGUUGUAGAUUUAAAUGACAGGCCCAUAGGUUCAAGGAAAGUCAAACUUAUGGCUCAGUGUGUAACCAAAGUUGAACUGUCCAUUUCAUGUGAAAAUUUGUUGGAUAAGGAUGUUGGCUCAAAGUCUGAUCCACUUUGUGUAUUGCUGCAGAGCACUGGGAAUGACAAAUGGGUUGAGCUAGAUCGAACAGAGAGAGUGAAAAAUGAUGAAAAUCCUAACUUUUCCAAGAAGCUCCAUAUUGAUUACUAUUUUGAACAAGUCCAGAAACUGAAGUUUGGUGUUUAUGAUAUUGAUAAUAAAUCUGUGGAUCUGAAUGAUGAUGACUAUCUGGGAGGAUUUGAAUGCACUUUGGGGCAGAUUGUGUCCAGUAAAAAGCUAACAAGACCUCUGGAACUGAAGAAAGGAAAGCCUGCAGGAAAAGGCAUGAUCACUAUAAUUGCUGAUGAAAUAAAAGAUAACCGUUGUAUAACCCUUGAUAUUGAAGCAAAAAACCUGGACAACAAGGACUUCCUGGGCAAAUCUGAUCCAUUUCUGGAGUUUUUUAAACAAGGAGAGGAUGGCAAGUGGCAACUUACAUAUAGAACAGAGGUAGUGAAGAAUAAUUUGAAUCCCUGCUGGAGGAAAUUUUCAGUACCAUUGCAGACGUUCUGCGACAGUGAUUUAAGUAAACAAAUUAAGGUGCAUUGUACUGAUUACGAUGAUGAUGGAUCUCAUGAUCUCAUAGGCAUUUUUGAAACUAAAGUGUCUGAGUUGCAGAAGUCAGAUGGAGGUACACCGGUUGAAUUUGACUGCAUCAACCCAGAGAAAAAACAAAAGAAGAAAAAUUACAAAAAUUCAGGGGUUGUGAGAGUUAAGUCAUGCAAGAUCAAUGUGGAAUACUCCUUCCUGGAUUACAUCAUGGGAGGCUGCCAAUUAAAUUUUACAGUUGGCAUUGAUUUCACUGGUUCCAAUGGAGAUCCACGCUCACCAGAUUCCUUACACUACCUUAGCCCAAAUGGACAAAAUGAAUACUUGAUCGCCAUCUGGACUGUAGGAAACAUUAUCCAGGAUUAUGAUACAGACAAACUGUUUCCUGCAUUUGGAUUUGGAGCACAGGUCCCUCCAAAAUGGCAGGUGUCACAUGAAUUUGCCAUCAACUUUAACCCCAGCAACCCUUAUUGUCAAGGUAUCACUGGCAUUGUGGAAGCGUACCGCCAGUGUUUGCCUCAGGUUAAACUGUAUGGUCCCACUAAUUUUUCUCCAAUUAUCAACCAUGUGGCAAGAUUUGCUGCUGGUGCUGCUCAACAGAAAACUGCCUCUCAAUAUUUUGUCCUGUUGAUAAUCACCGAUGGAGAAAUUACAGACUUGGAUCAGACCAGAAAUGCAAUUGUAAAUGCCUCUAAAUUACCUAUGUCUGUCAUAAUCAUUGGAGUUGGCAGUGCUGAUUUCAAAGCAAUGGAAUUCCUGGAUGGAGAUAACGGUGUUUUGAAGUCUAUGUCAGGUGAACCUGUUGCAAGAGAUAUUGUACAGUUUGUGGCUUUCAGGCAGUUUCAAAAAGAACCAAAGGAAGCUCUUUCUCAGGCUGUUCUUGCUGAAAUACCAAACCAAGUUGUAUCCUAUUUCAAGUUGUUAGGACUUCCUCCAGUCAAGUUGCCAGAGAAGAAACAACCCUAAGUGAAAUCUGAAGAGAUAUCAGUACACAAUUAUGUAUAGCUGGACGGAACAGCAAACCACAGAAAGAAUGUAUUGUACUUAAUAUAUCUAUCUAGUUUCGGCUUUGAAAUGCAUUUUUUGCUUAAAAGUUUCUACUGCUGGGGAAGAAACAAAUUGCAAAUGGAAAAUUAUGUAAAAUCUUUUUCACAUACUGCACUUAAAACAUGUUUAGCUGUUACAGACUUGACUCCCUUGCGAGUGCAUUGAGCAUCAGGAAGUGUUGAGAAAUGGGUACAAAUGUUAAUAUUUACAGUUUUGGAAAGGAGUUACAAUGCUAAUGUGUAUCAGCAAAUUGAUAAUUAUGCGUAUUUUCACAUUCAAGUAAUGGUAUAGGGCAUCAUAGUAUGUGUGCAAUUCAGUGAAAUUCAGGUUGUAUUUUAAGUGCCUGAUGGUGCCUUUGUAGGUUUCAAGACAUGUAUCAAAAGAUCGAUGAUGAAGCAUAUGUUAGUGUAUAAUGUUCACACUCAAGUGAUGGUGUAGGUCAUCGUGACAUGUAUGCAGGCCAGCGAAAUUCAGAUUUCAUUUUUUAUGCCUGAUAGUGCCUUUAUAUGUUUUGCUGUUGCAGAUGUGCCUUAUGCCCUUUUUGUUAAAGAAUUUUUUCAUUUAUGGUGUUAUAAAUUGUAUACUGGCUUUUCUCUACAAUCCUCUUCAUACUUUUGUGGCCAAAGUUUAAGAAAUAUUACAGUAAGUAUUAGUGAGAAUAAGCUGAAAAGGAUUGUGUUGUUCUAUUAGGUUUGUAUUUUAAUAACAGUUUGUCCUUAAUUCCUUCUUGAAUAGGAUUAUGCCAAAACUGCACAAAGGUAGAAGACCAUUAAGGGGAGCAGAACAUUUACUAGUAUUCUGAGCAUUAAAAUGAAAAAAGGAAUCACUAUGUGUGAAUAAAAAAGUAAGAAGAGUAGUGGGGGUCACAUUUUCAUAUUGCCAAGUUAUAAUCUUUUCACUUUUUUCAGGGUCAGUCUGGAGUACGACUAUAAGCAACAUUUUAUAUGAGGUGAGAAUUCUUGGUAUUGUAAGGAUAAGCAUCCCAGUAACCAGACUGUUAAAUUUUUACAGGAAUUAUCUCAUUCUGCCAUUUAUAGAUUUUUGGGAAUGCUUAAAUAUGCUGGUACUUAAUAAAAUUAUUAAAUCUAAGUAGUAUGAAAUCAUGUGGUCUGCAUUUGUGUUUUGCAGGAGUAAUGCAAAAACGUAACUGUCUUUGUGAAUUUUACCUCUUAAUCUGUAAGGUUAAGGUUUGUUGAAGUACUGCUGCAUGGUGAGCCUGAAAUGUUUCCAGUUUGAAUCAACCCUCUCUUUUCUGAUUUGCCUUAUUUAUAAUCAUUUUCCAAAGUUUGGGAAGGGUAGGUUAUGUGGACCUGUAACUGUGAUGUGCGCAGUAUAAUUUAUGUUGAAUAUUUUUUGUUAUAUUGCCAACUGAUUUAUCAGAAAUAAUUUCCAUCAAGAAUAAUUCACUAAAUAGUGCUUUGACAAACAUUCAGACUGCACUACCCACCCUGCCAUGCAAAGGGCUGCCACAUACCAUCCUAAUGCUUGUUAUGAAAAAUUCCAAUGUUACCUAACCUAAGGAAAAGAUGAAAAAACCCAGAGAGUUUUUGUUGAAGUCUUUCUUCAGUUGUUUAGUUUUGUUGAGUAGUCUUCAUAUCACUCAGUGAUAAAACAACUAAUUCACAUUUGUUACAUUGUUUCAUUUCUAAAUUUGAGCAUUUACUCUGCUGAAACUAGUAAUUGGCUUUAGGAAGAUAUAGGGCAUUAACUUGACUGUUAAUAAUGGACCAAGGAUCAGAAAACCCUUGUUAGCUUUGCACUAGGGACUUUUUAAUUUACAAUUCUCUCUUGCUGAUUCAUGUACGUUCUUUAAGUGUGUGGUAACAGUAAUCAGUUUUAAAAAGGGUACAAUAUUGGUAUGCGUUUAAUAAUUUUCUUUGCCAGCCUGAUUUGGGGAGUAUUUGUCAUGCAUUUUUUUAAAAGUAUCCAGAUUCCAUCUCGUAUUCCAUGUUUUCAGAGGAGAUGAUGUUGCAGUGCAUACUACACUGUAUUGCAUAAGCAAGUGCAUUUUGUAUACUGAUUUGAAACUUCCACAGCAUUCUUUUAACCAUGCUAUGUUGUAUUAUAUGAGUAGUUGCAUUUACUUGCAGAUGUUUUGUCAAAGUCCUUGUACCAGUUUAUAUAUUCGCAGAAAGGCUGAAGGACCACUGCUGAUGCUCUACCCCACAGUGUAAGAUGAGAUCCAUUCUCGUCAGCCUACUCGAUGAGGAUGGACUUUCAUAUUGAGAUCUAAUGUUAUGACACACACACGUUUCAUUUAGAUUAUACUGACAUAGAAGUGAGUAUGGCAGUACUGUAGUAAGACUGUUUCAUUAUUCUCUUGCUAAUAAAAUGUACCCCUCCUGUGCUCUGACUUGGUGGAACACUUUGACUCUUAAAAUUUGUACUACAAAGUGAUUUAGUAUUCUGUCUGUUACAUUGGAAUUUUAAUUGUCCCUAAGGGCAGAAUGUAUAUUCAGGGGUAGAGCAGUAGCAAAACUGAACUGUCAAUUUUCUGCUGAACAUCAUGCGACUCAGGCAUUGAUAUCCCACUGUGAAAGUAGGUUUACAGUUCAGAAGUAGCAUAAUAACCACUUACGAUGCACCGAUGAUGCAUACUUGUUUAAUUUACUGGGUGGUGCAGACAUUUUCAAUAUUUUUUUUACUGAUGCCUUCAUUUUUUCUUAUUUUUGGAUUUCUUGUAUUUUCAUUGAUCAUGCAGAAGAAUGGUUUACAGAAUGCUUUUGACUGUUUGCACAUGUACUGAAAUGCAAAAUAAAAAAUCAACACAA
Messenger RNA from Protopterus annectens (West African lungfish), 8593 nucleotides. RefSeq names its product copine-3-like. The record is from RefSeq and is a predicted model, not a curated record. Gene Ontology annotation, biological process: regulation of canonical NF-kappaB signal transduction; positive regulation of tumor necrosis factor-mediated signaling pathway; cellular response to calcium ion. Gene Ontology annotation, molecular function: RNA binding; calcium-dependent phospholipid binding. The transcript is spliced from 19 exons. Bases 486 to 5741 code for a protein of 1751 amino acids. Gene Ontology annotation, cellular component: ribonucleoprotein complex; nucleoplasm; plasma membrane. NCBI's taxonomy places the organism in Eukaryota, Metazoa, Chordata, Ceratodontiformes, Protopteridae.